Messenger RNA from Plenodomus lingam JN3, 801 nucleotides. The record is from RefSeq and is a predicted model, not a curated record. NCBI's taxonomy places the organism in Eukaryota, Fungi, Ascomycota, Dothideomycetes, Pleosporales, Leptosphaeriaceae.
AUGUUCGGCCUUGAUAAUGCUUAUCUGCUACCGGAGCUCCUCCUCAUGAUAGUCACAAAAAUGCACCCAGACUACCGUGACCUUCUUCGGCUUGCGUCCGUCAGCACAGAGUGGCGUUCCUUCGUCUACGGUUGGAAUCAGCUUCGUAAAAUGAUCUUCCUCCCUUUAUCGCGUGGAGGUAUAGAUGCGAAAGAGAUUCGUCUCACUCCUGUAAACUUCACAACUACCGCCUCGAUCCAUUUGGAUAACCCCUGGAAGACUUUGGGCAGAGCCUCGUUCGACGGCUUCAGGAAAAUUACCCCUUGGGAUAUCGCCGAAAUACACCCGCUCGUGUACAGAUUUUGUGUGGACGGAUUUGAUUUAAGUUAUUUGGAUGGCCUAUCUGAAACUGUCACAUGCCCAUACACAUCAGGUCGAACCCUCAAAUUGAGCUAUCAAUUCUUCAGAGACUUUGAGGUGUUUCCUGAGCAUUCAUCACGUGUCAGUAAACAGGGGUUGACAGCUCGAAAAGCAGCAGAAGCAGAAGCAGAAGCGGCGAGGCUCAAAGAUGAAGAGAAGGGCAGAAGCACGACUGCUCGCUUUGAGAAUGCAGCAUGCAAGGAGCCACGGGGAUCUGUUCGCUUUCCAGGUAGACCAAGAGACGCAAAGGGUGAAAAGAAGCUCGCCAAAGCACAAUACUACACGAUCACGAUUGCCACGGGCUUCAUCUGUCUGCUCGUGUGCUUCCACUCAGCUCGGGAACAUGGUGCCAUUAUCGUCAGCGCGUUUUCCAAUCCUAUGGUGGAUUCGACUGACGAUUGA